Messenger RNA from Erigeron canadensis, 1059 nucleotides. RefSeq lists its product as uncharacterized. Gene Ontology annotation, molecular function: DNA helicase activity. Gene Ontology annotation, biological process: telomere maintenance; DNA repair. The transcript has 4 exons. NCBI's taxonomy places the organism in Eukaryota, Viridiplantae, Streptophyta, Magnoliopsida, Asterales, Asteraceae. The record is from RefSeq and is a predicted model, not a curated record. The coding region runs from base 1 to 1059 and encodes 352 amino acids.
AUGAGAGUCCAAGACAGCACCGGCAGUUCAUCCUUUGUUAUGUGGGAUAGAGAUGUCCAAAAGUUGCUUGGGUUAAGUGCAAAUGAUAUUCGUCAAAGGCAAUUGAACAACAAUGAUGAUGAGUCUUACCCUCAUGAACUUGAAGGCCUCUUAAAUGUGAAAGUGGCAUGUAAGAUCAAGAUUGACAAAUACAAUCUGAAACACAAGGGCAGUGCUUAUAUUGUUAUCAAGAUGUGUGAUGAUCCUGAUAUCAUUACUGAAUUAGAAGAACCAGCAGAACCAGAAAACAACAGUGAGGUCCAGGGAGAGCCUUCAAUGCCUCAAGUAGCAAUUGUUAAACUUGGUGAGGAGUCGCAAGGUGCACCGGAUUCAAAGGAUGCAUUCUCGGUUACUGGCGAUUCUUUGGCCACCGAGAUUGAGAAAGAUAGUGAGACCAGUCCGUUGCAGAAAAGAGCUAACGAAACUCCCGGUGUUGAAUUAACAAACAAGAUCACUAAACUGAUAAUUUGGGAUGAAGCUCCUAUGAUACAUAAACAUUGUUUUGAAGCCCUUGAUCGAACAAUGAGAGAUAUUCUAAGAUCAACCCAACCCAAUAGCGAAGAUCAAGUUUUUGGAGGCAAAGUAGUAGUUUUUGGCGGUGACUUCCGACAAAUCUUGCCAGUUAUACCAAAAGGAACCAGAAGUAUGAUUGUCAAUGCAAGUCUAAAUUCCUCAUAUAUAUGGCACCACUAUCAAGUUCUUAAAUUGACAGUGAAUAUGAGGUUAAAAGUUGGAACACAAAAAACCGACUUACAAGAGGUUCAAGAAUUUGCUGAAUGGAUUUUAAAAGUCGGAGAUGGGGUUCUUGGUGCUGACAAUGAUGGCGAAGCAGAAAUUGAAAUACCUAAGGAUUUGUUAAUCACUGAUUCAAAUGAUCCCCUUCAGUCACUGAUUAAUUUUACAUAUCCAAAUAUGCUUAACAGUUUGCAAGAUCCUAUGUUUUUUCAACAACGGACUAUUCUUGCACCAACUCAUGAUGUUGUUGGAACCAUAAAUGAAAAGUUAUUAGAUUUGAUGUGA